This is a messenger RNA of Dermacentor silvarum, 2105 nucleotides long. RefSeq names its product netrin receptor DCC-like. Gene Ontology annotation, cellular component: neuron projection. Gene Ontology annotation, molecular function: protein binding; transmembrane-ephrin receptor activity. The record is from RefSeq and is a predicted model, not a curated record. Bases 378 to 1763 code for a protein of 461 amino acids. Lineage: Eukaryota; Metazoa; Arthropoda; Arachnida; Ixodida; Ixodidae. Gene Ontology annotation, biological process: axon guidance. The transcript has 8 exons.
GAGAGACUUCCGUAUCUACCCUCAGCCGCACAACAACGUGCAGGGAAUCCCUGCGUGCGCGACUAUCGCUGCACCAACUGACAGACGCCCUGCGCGGCAGCGGAGAGGCGUUCAAGAGCGCACGUCGGCGCCUUCGAAAAGCACUCGAACGGUUAGCGGGCUUCGGGACUGCACCCGCCUGUCUCAUCCGUGGGGCGCAAACGUCGUCAUUGGCAGUGCUGGCGGCACGCAUCGAGUUCGGGCGGGUGGGUUCAUAACAACCGGGUGCUAAUCUGUAGAGCACCUCCCCUCGCGGCCCCCUUCUCCCCGAUGCGUCGUUGACAUCGCCUCAGAACAACAACCGGCUAUCGGCGUGAGCGACUGGAGUGGGCCUCCAAAUGGAUUGCCGGCGGAUAAUUGUGACUGCGGUGCUGCUGCUAGUCCUUCCGGCUGAUAUUUCGUCGUUGGAGAAGGAUCAUGAACUUUUGAUACCGAGCGCAAUAACGGAACAGCCAGCAUAUGGAAUCGCCCAAAGUACUUCAGCGCACUCAGUCCCCUUCAGCUCCGAGAAGCUGAACGAAUCUUAUAUCGAGGUGUUUUUGAAGAAUGACUCUUCGAUUUCAAACUACUUGGAAGUAGUCAACCACGUUCCCAGGAAGCAUCCUAUUCCCACGAGAAAGAAAGUGGACAGAGACGUGUCCAAGGAAGCAGCUAUCGCAAUAAAUAUCACCGGAGUCAGCAACUCAUCACAGACGGUGGACGCGAAAGUGGGCUCACCCUCGGCCGUAAGAAACCUUUCUGUGAAUCAAACUGUGCCAGGGGAAGUCGUGUACAGCUGGCAACGACCGGAUAUUCCAAAUGGCCCACUUGAUGGAUACAUUGUUGCCACCGGUAACCUCGAGACAAAAAAAGUGCUCAUCACUGAAGUACCAGGGAAUGCAACUCAGCUUGUUCAAAAGACCAUCGAGCAGUACACGGAAUACAAAGUUGAUGUCCAGGCUUACAACAUCAUGAACCCUUACGGAUUGAAACAGGCUGGUCCCGCAGCAAGUGUGAAGUUCAAGAGCCUUGGAAAAGGGCCAAUACCUCCGAUACCAGAGGUUGGGGACACUUUCGAACACGAGGUGUUAGUAAACUGGACGAAGCCCAUCGAUCUCGGAUACGAUGUGACGCACUACAUUCUUCGGCUCACCAAAACCGCCAAGGACAUUAAAGUCAAUGACACAAGCGUCUGGCUGGAAUGCCUCGAGACAUGGCAUCCGUAUACGGCAUCGGUUUCAUCAUGUACAGCAAGUGAUACAUGUGGACCAUCAAAAAAGGUCUUCUUCGAAACGGACGUGGGAACCCCCGACACACCUAGGAAUUUCAACUACACCAGCGUGACUCGAUACAGCAUCGGACUGGCUUGGACUCGUCCUGAACAAGUUAGAGGCCCCCUUGAUGGCUAUAAGGUUACAUUCGCCAACAGUUCUAUGGGCUUCGAUGUGAUUACGAAAGCUACAAGACUGGUCGUCGGCAACUUAUCUGCAAACUGCAUCUACAGGGUAUCAGUAUCAGCCUUUAACAAUGGCGUGCACCAAACCAAGGAAGGACCGGCCACUGUGAUAGAAGUAAAGACCAUGUAUGGACCCAAGCCUGCCCCUCCAUGGUUCAGCAUCACCACAAUAACGUUGAUGAUCGUCGUCCCAGUGGUGUGUUUUGUUCUUCUGGCAGUUUACGUUGUGUACAAGCAGCUGCUGAAAAGAAGGCAAGACGAAGAAUUGCUGACUUGUUCAGAGCAGUGAACGAGAAAGACCUCCGAUAGAGACAAAGACUGACGGACUUGUUUCGUACCCAUGGAACGUCAUCGUGGGAGCGUGAAUAUGAUGUGCCUGUGUACAAAGAACUUUUGUCAGAGUUGGUUACAGCGAGUGGAAAGACUAUGAUAUCUACUGCCAUCCACUUCAAACUUUUCUGGCCUGUAUAGUCAAGCAUGUACAAGAGACCGAAAACUACAGCCUACACGACGCACAGGUGCUUUCAAAGUAGGGCAAGAAUACGUGGAAGUGAUGAUGUGUGCUGUAGAAAGAAAACGACUUUCAGUGCUGCCAGAGAUAUUUACUGCAAGAAAUAAUUUUAUAACUUCA